GCGACAGCAGCAGCAAGCCACAACGAACGCUUCGAAUGUUGUGAACAUACAACCAGAGCGAACAGUAUGCGGAGAGCAGUUUGCCAAACUAGUAUAUUUUGUCGCUUCGAUCGGAAUAGUUCGUUCGUUUUGUUAUGGUUUUAGUUAGUUUGAUUUUUUUGGUUUCAUUUUCGCAUUACGAUUUGAUUUUCACCCAAAAACGGGCUGCUAGCAGCAAACAAAAACCCAGCAGUUACAAUUUAGAUUAGACACAACGGCCAAGCACAACCAUAGGCCCGAUUUUUGUUCCGUGAGCUUUGAAUCCGUGCUGUGUAAAUUCCGCCAUUAGAUAUUCCAAAUUUUCGGUUUGCAUGGCACAUUGUGAAAAAAAAGGAAACUCUGAGGAGAAAUUGAUUUUUCUUGUGCGACGUGCCAACGCAUGAAGCAGCAACUCCGCCGUUGAGAGGAAGAGAGACUCGAGUGUAUUGCUUUCUGCUGCUACAACUGCAAUCAAAGUACAAACAACAACAAAAAUAAAAUAAAAAAAAGAAGUUUUUACGAUUCGGCGGAAAAAUCGAAGGAAACGGCAGACGGAAAUGGCGAAUAAGGGUGAGGAUAGCAACACAACAACCGAUGAUAACAUCUCGUUAAAUGAGGAUCCAGUUGAUUUGCCAACCGCCAAAUUGAUAAUCAACAAAUUCAAGCAAAAAUGUAGGAUGCAAAGUGAGCAGAUUUUGAAUUGGAAAAAAGCGUAUAACAUGCAACGACAACAGCACUUUGCCAUUGGUCAACUGAAAACCGAACAAUUAAAUGCAUUAACUAGUCAAUUAUAUUUGUUGGAAUCACGUUUGCGACGAAAACAACGUUCGAUUGCAAACGUUCUGAUUGAAACGGAAUGUACGAUUGUGAGACAACAGAAAAUUAUUGAUACACUGUCUAGUCGUUUGGUUGACUAUAAAUUGGAUUCGUGUAGUGAUUUCGAGAAAUUGAAUGACAAUGAUUCGGCCGUUGUACUGGACCAUGAUAUCGAUUCCGAUAGCAACAAUUCAUCGAUUGCAUUGCGACGCAGACACAAUGGGGGCGAUAUUAUACGAUCGGUAUCAGAUGCUAUUGACAGCACGUUGAAUAAAUAUUUGUCCGGUAACUUGAAUCGACGCUCGAAUUGCUAUUUACGGCGGCCCGAUAUUUUGGAAACCGUUUACAGUGUGGAAGAAGAUCCCGAAACAGAGAAUGCGACCGAAAAGCGUGAAAAUUUCAAACGACAAUCGAAAAUCAGUGCUUGCAAGUCAACGGUCGAUGUGGAAAACAUUGAAUGCGAAACAGUAAGCAUAAGUAUCAGCGAACCCACCAUCACAUAUCCAAAUGUAGAUAAAACGAAGAAUGUAGUUAGCUACAAUCGCAUUAUGUCGAAUCAUCGUACAGUGACCAAGCCAAAAGAUGUUAAGUACAAGCGAAUCAAUAAGGCAAAAUCAAAAAGCUUAGAAGAGCUACGGGGUCGACUCAAACAUUGGAUCGACCGUGGCAAUAGCGAAUCAAUUGAUGCUCAGAAACAAGCUCCGAAUUACGUUUGACAUUCGAUGAAAUCUUCCGAUAAGCCAAGGAAGAGCAUUUAAAACGAGAACCAAUCACACGUCCGCUCUCUGUGGCACAAAAAGACGAAACAGAAACACAUACUCGAAUGGAAACCUCACAAAACCACAGAGAUAUUCAACAUAAAUCCGGACGCCAUGAAUGAAGGCUAUGCAUGCAGCAAAAAAAAAGAGUGUUUAUCCAAUUACACACGUUAACCAGUAAAAAUUCAAUCUACAACAAUCUUCUUUCAACACACAUUUUCUGAGAGCUGUCUAUACAUUUUGAAGGAGAAAAAAAGUUCAUGAAUCCGAUUAAAUCAUACGGUCGAUUUUUUCCUCCAUAUAUACUUCCAUGCAAUACACUAUAUAUAUUCAAAAUGUUCAGUGGAAUAUAUUUUUGCACGAAUUCAAUUUUCUACACAAUUUACACUCUAAGAAAAUGAAACUCUUUUACCUCAACACACUGGGUGAGUCCAACUGUCCAAGCUUGAUGGUUGAAAAAAAAAAGAAAUGAAAUCGAUUUUAUUGCUAAUCGAAAUGUGACAUUGCUAGCAAUUGGGCAUUGCUAGCAUCAUCCCAAAUUAUAACGCUUGGAACACCCUCCACAUGUGCGUGCAUAAAAUUUAAAGCUUCCAAAAAAAAUCAGUCAAUUAAAUGAAUUCGCUGAGUUUGAUUUUUACAUGUUUUAUUAAAAUAAUUCGUUUAGCAUUUCUAUAAAUGGCUGAAGCAACGCAAAAUACGCUUUUGGUAUUGCUUUUGGUGCACUGAUCUGAAUAAACAAAAUCCAUAUAAUGAAUUGAUAAAUUAAUAAAUCACCGUUAAUUGCUUGUAGUUGUGCACAAAUGAAAGAAAAAAAACGCAGAAAAUGAAUCAAUUGAAAAUAAAGCGAAUGAAAAAGUUGAUCGGUUUGCUGGAAAAGUGUGAUAAAAACAAUUGAUUGAACAAUAGCUUUUUUAAUAACAAGAACAAACGAUCUUUUUUCGUUUAUAACUAAUCACAAAUUUCAAUUUGCAAACCUAACAAUGUUUUUUUGUUAUCGCUUCCACAAUAAAGAAAUGAAACAAUUAAAACCUAACAAAGUUUAAUAGGAAAAGCCGAAUGCUUCGCAUGUAAUUGUGUACGAAUUUUAUCAUUUUCCAGUAAUUCAUAAUUCAUCUACAGGACCGAAUUCCAAAUGUUUAACUCUUUAAAGUUUCAUGAAGUGUGUUGGCAAUAUUCCGAUGAUAAUAAAUACUUAAGAGGUGUGUUGGUUUCAUUUUAUUUGUAAACAUUUGUUGGGGGAAAAAUUCCAAUAAAAAUGAAAACAGUUGUAGUGAAAAAGGAAAUUGUUUACUUUUAACUGUUCACAAGCAGAGCUUCGUAAAUGUGAUUAUAAAAUGCAAUUGAAAAACCCAUUCAAAUGACAUAUAAAUACGUAUAACUAACAGUGUCAGUUUGACACAAUUGUGUGUUUUAAGAGAGAUAGAAAAACAAGAACAAAAAAACGGUCCUCGCUUAUAUUUUCGUUAACAAAUAAACUGCAAAAGCAUAAUGUUUCUAAGCUUACUAUACGUAUAUAAAAACUACUAUUUAACCAAUGUAAAAGUGUGAAAUGCUGUAAAUUACUAAGGAAAAUAUUGAUAAAAGAAAUGAAAAUAAAAUUAUAUACUAACUAUCGUAAAUAAAA
Messenger RNA from Sitodiplosis mosellana (orange wheat blossom midge), 3216 nucleotides. RefSeq lists its product as uncharacterized. Bases 576 to 1550 code for a protein of 324 amino acids. The transcript has 3 exons. NCBI's taxonomy places the organism in Eukaryota, Metazoa, Arthropoda, Insecta, Diptera, Cecidomyiidae. The record is from RefSeq and is a predicted model, not a curated record.